Messenger RNA from Canariomyces notabilis, 4232 nucleotides. Its product is annotated as condensin-like protein. Gene Ontology annotation, molecular function: histone binding. Lineage: Eukaryota; Fungi; Ascomycota; Sordariomycetes; Sordariales; Chaetomiaceae. The record is from RefSeq and is a predicted model, not a curated record. Gene Ontology annotation, biological process: mitotic chromosome condensation; meiotic chromosome condensation; mitotic cell cycle. The transcript has 5 exons. Gene Ontology annotation, cellular component: condensin complex; nucleus; condensed chromosome, centromeric region. The coding region runs from base 264 to 3947 and encodes 1227 amino acids.
GGAGGAACCAGGGCAGGCACAGCUAGAGUGCAUUCCAAGGAUUACAAACUCCAAGUUUGCGAUGCACGAUGCAUUCUCGGAACGGAUGACAACUUGCGACAGCUACCCGCAGCACGACAACCGCGAGCCUAAUAAUCAACGCUACGGUAGCUGCAUUCUUCGCAUUUCAUUCAUAACCAAUCUUCCUCCUCCCAUCUACCCACCGGCGCCUCCUCCUGAUCCCCGCUGUCGCAACUGCCCCUCCCCAACUGUUGUUGUCCGCCAUGGACAACGUCAACUUCGACAUCAACGAUGCGCUCAAGCAUUACAUGAGCGAUCCCGCCAGCAUCCCGACGCCAGAGGCCGAUGGAGCGCUCGUCGACUGCGAGAGCGAUCCAGAGUUGCUGGCCGACAACGCCCUCAUCAACGGCGUCCUCAACCCCAUCGUCGAUGCUGUCGCCGAGAACCCAGAUGCCAUAACGCGCAGCCCCAUCUUUGACUCAUUGCAGUUUCUGCUAAAGUAUACCUCCUUCUUGUCGGCGCAUGCUUUGAGCAAGAUAUUUGACCUGAUCACCUCGGGCUUGGCCACCGAGGCCGACGUCAUCCACAAUGACCUCGAAUCCGACGAGCAGGAGCUCAUGGCCCACCACAAGCAGCUGCUCGAAAUGUACGGCUUUCUGCUGCAGUGGACUAUCGCCGCCGUCGAAACCAAGGCUUCCGAGAAGUCAUCGGCGACCGUUCCUACCCGUGGCCGCGGAAAGCCGAAGAGCAAGAAGGAUGCCGGCAAGGACGGCACAUGGGAUUCGUCGACGCAGCUCGAGACAGCACUCAACACAAUGUGCAAAGUGCUGCGACUAAAACUCGGCAAGAUUUUCUUGACAACGUCAGAGCGCGACACCUUCAUCUCCCUGCUGACACGGCCGAUUUACAUGAUCCUCGAGAGCGAGCAGCGGGUCAAGAGCACCAGCAUCCGGAUGCACGCUUUCAAGGUGCUCUGCAUCGCCGUCAAACAUCAUGGCCACGGAUACGCCGCUCAAAUAUCCAUUGUCCAGAACUUGACGUACUUUGAGCACUUGUCAGAGCCGAUGGCCGAGUUCCUCCAUAUCCUGGCGGAGCAAUACGACUACCCGCAGCUGGCGGACGAAGUUUUGCGCGAGCUCAGCAAUAAGGAGUUCAAUAGCAAUGACACCAAAGGACCCAAGUCGGUCUCGACAUUCAUGGUCAAGCUCUCGGAGCUAGCCCCUAGGCUGGUCAUUAAGCAGGUGACUCUUCUAGCCAAACAAUUGGACAGCGAGUCCUACACCCUUCGUUGUGCGCUCAUAGAAGUCUUCGGCAACAUGCUUGCCCACCUUAGCAAAUCGGAGGAAAGGGGCGAGAACCACAAGACCCAGAUGAACGCGUUCUUUGACGUGUUGGAAGAGCGCUUCCUCGACAUCAACCCCUACUGCCGGUGCAGGACUAUUCAAGUGUAUAUCAAGCUCUGCGAGCUGGAACAGAAGUUUCCCAAGCGGAGGCAGAAAGCCGCCGAAUUAGCGUGUCGCAGUCUCGAAGACAAGAGCAGCCAUGUGAGGAGGAACGCGAUUAAGCUUCUAGGAACUCUGAUUCGGACCCAUCCCUUUACGGCACUCCACGGUGCGCAGUUGGCCAGGAAGGACUGGCAAGAACGGCUGGAAAAGGUCGAAUCCGAGCUCAACGCCCUGAAACCCCCGGUGGAUGCCCCUGGCCUCGACGGCGACAAGGGCAACACGACAGUGGACCAGGGUUUGUUGGACGAUGCCACGCAGGUCGAGUCCCCGAAGAAACCCGCCGCGGAGAUGACCGACGAGGAGAAAAUCGCGGCCGUUCGUAAAGCUCAAGAGGAGGCGGCUACGUCCGAAGCGAUCGAGAAGCUUACUCUCACGAAGCGGUAUUAUACCGAGGCGCUCAAGUUCAUUGAUGUGCUUCAUGAUGCGACCGGUAUGGUGUGCCAACUGCUUGGUUCCAAGAACAAGAGCGAAGUCAUCGAGGCCAUGGACUUUUUCGAGAUCGGGGAUGCGUACAACAUCGAGGAGAAUAAGGUUGGCAUCCGCCGUAUGCUCCGGCUUAUAUGGACCAAGGGCAACAGUGAUGAGGGCAAGGGUGUGCAAACCCACCUAAUCGAGUGCUACAAACGACUUUUCUUCGAGGCCCCAGAGAGCUUCAGCCCCAACGACGCUGCCAACUACAUUGCCCGAAACAUGAUUAGUUUGACCUUUGGCGCGACUCCCGCCGAACUCACCUCUCUCGAACAGCUUCUGAGCACCAUGAUGAAGCAAGCCAUGAUCUCUGACCUUGUCAUAUCGAAGCUCUGGCAGGUGUAUGGUAUCCAAAAGCGGGAGAUAUCCAGGAAGCAAAGAAGAGGGGCAAUUAUUGUUCUUGGGAUGCUCGCAACCGCGAGCCCCGAGAUUGUCGUCGGCGAAAUGGAAACGAUGCUUCGCACUGGGCUUGGAGCUCAUGGCCGCGCCGAUUUGCAGCUUGCCAAGUAUACCUGCGUCGCCCUCCGGCGCAUCAACCCUACGGGACGUCAAGCCAAGGAGUCCACAGUCACAUUCUCCCGGUUGCCGAACGACCACGCAGUGCUGGUGCGACUUGCCGCUAUCACGGAAGUUCCAUCGGAGAGUAAGGACUGGUACGGUGUUGCCGAACAGGCCAUCAAUGCCAUCUACGCCAUUUCCCGGCACCCUGACGUGCUCUGCUCUGAGCUCAUCCGUCGGAAAACGAGAGCAGUGUUUGCUCGUCCAUCCUCACGUCCAUCCUCGCGCCCAACCUCUCGGGACGAGGCCCAAUCGGCACAUAGCCCAGUCUCCGCUGGUGAGGGGGUCGAAGAAGGCCAGACCGUUAUCGCUCCAUCAUCGCAGCCGCCUUCGAGUCCCGCGAAGAGACAGAAUAAGGACAACGCCAUCGGUCUUUCCCAACUUCUCUUCAUCGUCGGCCACGUUGCUAUCAAGCAGAUCGUCCACCUGGAACUCUGCGAGCUAGACUUCAAGCGGCGCAAGCAAGAAAAAGAAAAGACAGCCGGCGCCAACAAGGAGCGCUCAUCCCUUGGCGCAAGCACCUCCAGCCGCAGACCAUUAGGCCAGGUCAAAGAUAAGUCCAAGGUCGCCGACGAAGAAGGCGACGAACUCGACCUCAUCGGCGGCACGACAGAGGACGACUUCACCGAGGCCAUGGCGCACAUCCGAGAGCGCGAGCUGCUCUACGGGCCGAACUCGCUGCUCGCCAUGUUCGGCCCCAUGGUCAGCGAAAUUUGCGCCAACAACACCACGUACCGCGACCGCAACCUUCAGCAGGCGGCCACCCUGUGUCUCGCCAAACUGAUGUGCGUCUCGUCAGAGUACUGCGAGGCGCACCUGCCGCUGCUGAUCACCAUCAUGGAGCGGUCGGCCGACGCAACAGUGCGCAGCAACGCCGUGAUUGCCCUGGGCGACAUGGCCGUGUGCUUCAACCACUUGAUUGACGAGAACACGGACUUCCUCUAUCGUCGCCUGGCGGACCCGGACCCGUCGGUCAAGCGCACCUGCCUCAUGACGCUGACCUUUUUGAUCCUGGCCGGCCAGGUCAAGGUCAAGGGCCAGCUGGGCGAGAUGGCAAAGUGCCUUGAAGAUGAGGACAAACGAAUUGCUGACCUUGCCAGGAUGUUCUUCACCGAGCUAAGCACCAAGGACAAUGCCGUGUAUAACCACUUUGUCGACAUGUUCAGCUUGCUCUCGGCCGACAGGAGUAUGGAGGAGGAGAGCUUUAGACGCAUCGUCAGGUUUUUGCUUGGCUUUGUGGAGAAGGAUAAACAUGCCAAGCAGCUAGCUGAGAAGCUGGCGGCCAGGUUGGCGAGGUGCGAGACGGAGCGCCAGUGGAAUGAUGUUGCGUUUGCGCUGGGACUGUUGCAGCAUAAGAACGAGGAUAUCACGAAGCUGGUUGCGGAGGGGUUCAAGGUUGUUCAGGCCCCUGCUUAAAGCGACGCCAGGGUAAAUAGUCAUGAAUAAUGUGGCGCGUAAGAGCGAGGGCUCGGGCAUAUUGUGCGGAUGGGCUUGGCUGGGCAGGCGUGCUGCAGUGGCAUCUACGAGGCUUGGGCGGGGCGUCUGAUUUUCAUGGUCAUCUUGUCGGUUUACAAUUGUACGGUUUUAGAGAUCAAGAUUCUGUCGCUGUACUCCUUCUCCGAGGCCCGUAAUGUCACGGUGAACCGUUCCUGUCAAGGACAUGAAGGUACAUAGAAAGCAAACAGCUACAGAUUCCCAGCC